Molecule: messenger RNA, 991 nt
Organism: Medicago truncatula (barrel medic)
Lineage: Eukaryota; Viridiplantae; Streptophyta; Magnoliopsida; Fabales; Fabaceae
Product: lysine-rich arabinogalactan protein 19
Exons: 2
Coding region: 64-816 (250 amino acids)
Cellular component (GO): plasma membrane
Source: RefSeq, a predicted model, not a curated record
AUAGCCAAUAAAUAAGAAACAAAUUUUCUCGUCUCUCUCUAACAAAACAAUUCACACACAACAAUGGCUACAAUGUUCUGGGUUAUGACUUUACUAAGCCUCAGUUGCCUGCUAGGAUUCAACGCCCAAGCACCAGCAACUGCACCAACAAAGUUGCCACCUACAACCCCGACGGCAAUAACACCGGUCACGACACAACCACCUACCGUGGUGGCAUCUCCUCCCAUCACAAGCCAACCACCUGUUACCGUGGCACCCAAAUCUGCUCCAGUUACAUCACCAGCUCCAAAAAUUGCACCAGCUUCAAGCCCAAAAGUCCCACCACCUCAACCACCAAAAAGUUCACCUGUCUCAACUCCAACAUUGCCACCACCGUUGCCACCACCACCAAAGAUAUCACCAACACCAGUCCAAACACCACCAGCCCCUGCACCAGUAAAGGCAACACCGGUGCCAGCACCUGCACCCGCAAAGCAAGCGCCAACUCCUGCACCUGCUACCUCACCACCAAUACCCGCACCAACGCCUGCAAUAGAAGCACCUGUACCAGCACCUGAGUCCUCCAAGCACAAGAGAAGAAGACAUAGACACAAGCACAGGAGACAUCAAGCACCAGCUCCAGCACCAACCGUUAUUCACAAGAGUCCCCCUGCACCACCAACUGACACUACAGCAGAUUCCGACACAGCACCGGCACCAGCACCUAGUCUUAAUUUGAAUGGUGCACCAUCAAACCAUCUUCAAGGGGGAAAUAUAUGGACAACAAUUGGAUUUGCUAUUACUGUUUUUCUAGCAGUAACGGGCUACAGCUUCUAGAAGUCUCAUAGUGAACGUAGAUUCACUCUAAGCAUUUAUUUGGGUUGCAAAAUGUAAAAUCAUCUCAGGUGUACAGAUCUGAAUAAUGAGUGUCGAUACUUACAAUUUUUUAUUUUUAUUUGUCAUGAUCUUUUCCCGGGAACAUUAAUGGAUAUGAAUUUUUGAAUCAUGGAAA